GCAGUGUGCCAGCCACCCCGCGCUCAACGCACCCGUUUAAUAUACAGAUAUAUAUAAUUCACGUGUUUUCGCUAUCGUCACUAUAAUAUAUAUAAUAUAUAACUUGGUUCAUCUCAUCGUAGCUCUCUCUAUCUUUCUCUCCGUAUACAGUGUCUCACGCGCGGCUCUCUGUGCGCGCUCGCUCGUCGACCGAUCAAAUUAUCGGUGUGACAAAUAAAGAGAAAAAAUUGUUUUUUCUGCUCGAUGCGUAAUAAUACACGCGCUUAGGAACAUCCUCGGAUAAGAAGAAAAAAAAGAAAUGUGAUUGUUGCUCUCUGCCAUCGUCGUCCAAUCGUCAACGUAUUGGAACCGGCGCACUUAUCUCCCCGCCGUCGUGUAUAUGGCGACGAGUGUAUCGUACCACAGGUAAGUUAACGAGAGUACGAGGACUCGUCGUCGUAGUGCGGACACUGCAGGCGUCAACCGGAGCAACAACGUCGCGGGCGAUUGCGGCAGCGGCGAUGAUCGGGACGAUCGUGGCGAUGUCGCGCUACUGAUCUCGAGGCGAGAAUAUAUAGAAGAUAUACAUUAUUGCGAGCGACGAGGCUCGAGGAAAAGAGAUAAGCAGCAGCAGCAGCUGUAGUGACAGAAUUGUCAGAGAUCGAUCUUAGCUCAUUCGCCACCUCCUUGGUAGAUUAUUUUUUGGGACAUGGAAAAGGACCGCUAUGUUCGAGGUUUACUUUCAAAAGCAAUUUCGCCGCGCGAAAAAAAUGUCGCAUCUCCACCAGAAAGACGCGAGACGAGAGAAGAGUUCGAGGUCGGCAAUGAGCAACAGAGCAGCGGCAGCAGCGUGGCUCCACCUGCCAAUGCGAGCUGCGCAUCUCAGGGUGUGCCCGCUGAUACGAUUUCGCAGUCACAAAAUUCGUCCACCUCCUCGUUCUCGCCAGGCCGUAAUGGUCAGCUGUCAAAACAAGGCACUUUGACAAUAACACGUCGAAGCUCCGCUAAAAAUCGCACAAACACAAGUGGAAGCUUCGAAAGCACGUGUCAUUCCAACAGCCCCGAAGCUUAUCCACGGGGCCAAUCGGUUGAUAUUGACGAGAUUCUCGAUAAUGUAGAUCUUGCUACAGAAUCUCUGCCCGCUAUCGAUACUCCAGAUGCCUGUGACAAAGCAGCCCUUCGAUUAAGGUGCCUGCUGCGUAAAUUGCAACAUGGCGAAAUAUCUGCAGAUCUUUUACAAAAAAAUUUGCACUAUGCCGCCCGCGUGCUCGAAGCAGUCUUCAUCGAUGAAACAAAGGUGACCUCGCGAACGUCAGGUAGAGCGACAGGCUUGCAAUCGGCGCCCUCGACAACGUCACCACCGCCAGGCGGCGGCGGCGGUUUCGACCACGAUGGAUCGCAGAGUCACGCCGUGGCUACGCAAAAGCGGAAGCUGCGCACCCCCGUGUGGGCCAGAGACGCCGAGAGAAUGGAGAAGGAAGCCAGUGGACAGCAGAACGUGCGUCGUAGACGACUGGCCGACGAGGAUGACGAGUUGUCGGAGGUGCAGCCGGACGCGGUGCCGCCCGAGGUGCGCGAGUGGCUCGCGUCGACGUUCACCCGCCAGCUGGCCACGACGAGGCGCCGCGCCGACGAGAAGCCGAAAUUCCGCUCGGUGGCGCACGCGAUACGCGCCGGCAUAUUCGUCGAUCGCAUCUACCGACGAGUCACCAAUACGGCUCUCAUGCAAUUUCCUCCCGAAGUCGUGAAAGUUCUCAAGACGCUGGACGAGUGGUCCUUCGACGUGUUCUCGUUGAGCGAGGCCGCCCAGGGCUCGCCGGUCAAGUACAUGGGCUACGAUCUGCUGAAUCGCUACGGCAUGAUUCCCAAAUUCAAGGUGCCGCCCACUGUCCUGGAGAACUUUCUCAACAGGAUCGAGGAGGGUUACUGCCGCCACCGCAAUCCGUAUCACAACAAUCUUCACGCCGCCGACGUCGCUCAAACCAUGCAUUACGUGCUGUUUCGUACUGGACUAAUGAAUUGGCUGACGGAUUUGGAAAUUUUCGCCACGCUGGUUGCAGCUAUAAUUCACGAUUUCGAACAUACGGGUACAACGAACAACUUUCAUGUGAUGUCCGGCAGCGACGAAGCCCUCCUCUACAACGAUCGAGCUGUAUUGGAAAAUCAUCACAUUUCAGCGACUUUCCGAUUACUCAAGGAAGACGAUUGUAAUAUCCUGCAAAAUCUCUCGAGAGAAGAAUUCCGAGAGUUUCGAACUCUCGUUAUAGACAUGGUUCUCGCUACAGAUAUGAGCUUUCAUUUCCAGCAGCUUAAAAUUAUGAAAAAUAUAUUGAGUCUGCCUGAACCAAGCGUCGAUAAAAGCAAGGCUGUCAGCCUCGUACUUCAUUGUUGUGAUAUCUCACAUCCUGCAAAACGCUGGGAUUUACAUCACAGAUGGACAAUGCAGCUACUCGAAGAAUUCUUUCAACAAGGCGAUCGAGAAAAAGAGCUCGGCCUACCUUUUUCUCCUCUGUGCGACAGAAACAGUACGCUCGUAGCCGAAUCUCAAAUAGGUUUUAUAGAAUUCAUCGUUGAGCCGAGUAUGCAGGCUUGCGGAGACAUGCUCGAGGCUAUUUUGGCUCCGUUGAAUGCCAAAGAAAGCAUCGACGAGUCCGGUGGAGCUUUGGAAAAUAAAUUUGAGAUUGGAAAACCGUGGACAGAAUGCCUUGCUGCUAAUAAAAAAAUUUGGAAAGAGCAAGCAGUGAAAGAUGCCGAGCUCAGAGCACAAAAAGAAGAGGAGAAAAAAGAAACUUCGGAGAGCGUACAAACAACUGAAGAGUGAUGAUUGAAAAAUAAAGAAUAUUACUGCUAAAAUUCUUUAUGACCAAAGCCGACUAUCAUACAGUAUUAACGUUGGACGUGAUACUAAACUAGUUCAUCUUCUAAUAUAAGGCUAAGGUCAAAACUCCAUUAAAUAGAGAAAAAAAAUAUGCCAUUGAAGUUAAAGUAAUAGUUUAUUAAAUGAUAAGAAUAUUAUUAUAAGUGAGGCAAGUUUUUGCUUGCAAUCGUACAUAAUUAUUUAGGGACAUGAUUAAAAUAGCACAUUGUUUUAUUAAAUGAAUACACUCAGGUAGACUGAACGAGCACAUUAAUUUUUCAUUUGACUCAAAUAUUCUCUAGAAAUGUAGGGAGAUCAAAAACAAUUUUUUAACUGCAUUUUUCAUUGAUAUUGUAGAAAAUAAUUAGAAUGUGAAUUCGAACGGUUUUUUAUCCUAAGAAAUAUUACGAUACAUCAAUCAGUUUAUCACAAUUCAUCGUGUUGCAAUGAUAUUCAUCCUAGUUUAAAAUAAGGUCUGUUGUGAGCCGUGAUCAUCUUCUAUUUCUGUAUAAGAGCAAUUUGCAAAAAUGAUGCUAAGCAAAAAAAGACGUGCAACAAAAAUAAGUUUUUUACUUUAUAACAUCGUGAAAAAUAUAUUGUAUAUAUUUAUGAAAAAAAUUAUACCCAAAGGGCAAAUAACUUUGAUUCAUUUCGUACAAAAUGAUUAAUAGUUGAGAUUAACGACACAAAAAUUUAUUUCACAAAAUGUAGGAAUAAAAUAAUGUACGUUAUCACUCGAUUCACUCACCAUCUUCUAUACAUGUAAAUAAAAAAGUAAACGUAAUUAUAGUAAAAAAAACUACUAUGCAAAACUAUUAAAAAUGAACAAAGUAGUAUCGUGCCAUUUGUACAGAUAAUUUUUCGAAAUUCUCUUUAUUUUUCACUCACUAAGCUCUUUGAUCGGAGUUAAGUAUGAAUUUCAAAUGAUUUGGCGGUGUUCAUUUAGAAUUGCGUUUAAAUAUAAGAUACUUAUUGUUUAUUAUUUUCUUUACUUUCGUUUAAUAAACCACGAAUUAAAAUACUUUGUAAUAUUACCAUAAAAUAAAUGGAACCAAACGUGCAUGUCAAAACGUAAUAGUAUCUUGGCAUGAAGUUAAACCAUUAUCAACUUGAAAUUAUCUGAUGUUUUCUGAAUCAAUAGCAUCAGCUGUAUACUAUUAAUGGAAAUACACAAAUGAUUUAUCGAUAUAAUAUAUCACUUGGAAAUAAUAAUAGCAACUUUAAUUAAGUAUGGCGGUAACUUAUAUAACAAAAAAAACAAAUGGUAAUGUAAUAUGUAUAAUAAUACAAUUAUUGAUGUGCGUAAAUAUUUCAGCGAUUGUCAAUACACCGGCCGAAAUCGCGCUGGCACGCAAUUCUCCAGCCUUAAAUUAAUUAAUCGUAUAAGACGCUUAGACAUAUAAAUUAAAAAGAAAAAAAUGAAUGUAGAACUCUUCAAACUAUUAAGAAAAACGUCACGAGAGUGCAUGCAUGAAGUUCAAAUUAUUUAUGAUUGCUGAGCAAAUGACCAAAGUGUUUUCUAUCCCUCGCAAUAGGUGAGAUACUUGUGACAUACUGAGUAAUGCUCACUAGAAUUACAUUUAAAUGUAAAAUUCUUAUACAUGUAAGUAGAUUAUUAUUCAUAUUAUCUCACGCAGGCGUGAGAAAAACUUACUAUGUAAUAAACUAUAUCCAUUUACGCUAUUAUUCCGACAUUUAUUAUAAAUACGGAUAAAGUCCGACGUAUCAAAGUAUUGAAGAAAAUGAACAAAGAACUCAAAAAAUAUACGCACGCAGGCGUGUGUGCUGUCUUUUUUCUAUUUUAAGGUAUCUGCCCGUGAUUAAUGUAACAUUAAAAAUAAACAAUCCAUAUUAUAUAAGUCUAUCCAAUAAAAAUAAAUUCGAAAACUAAUGUGGUGGUUAAAAUUCAUAUAUUAAUAUUGAUAUUGAUAUAUUACUUGAAAUGAGACCAAAUUCGGCCUUACGCUGGGAUAAUAGAUAACCAUGAAUCAGCAUAAAUGCUCAAGAUCAAUAUUAUUUUGUUACACAUGCCAUGAGGGAUUCUUCUUAAUUUCAAACCUAAUUUGUAUAAAUUAUCAAUUGCAAUGAAAUGAAUCGAAAAAAUUACAUUCAAAAUUCCAGAGGCUUUGAUUUUGCAUUCUCAACGUAUUCUAAAUAUCGUUACUAAAUUCAAUGCUCUAAUCUGAGACUGCAGUAACAAAAAACUUAAAGACCAUAAUAUGCAUGUAUUAUAAGUUAAUUUAAAUAUAACGUAUCUCAAAAAAUAAAGGAAUCAAAAUGAACUUACUAUCAUUAAAAGCACCUUUGUCUUUCACAAAUUACAAUUCAAGUGCUGUACUAUUAAUUUUCGAUAAAUGAAUUGAAAAUUUAAAAUUAUUUGGAAAAAUUUAUUAAUAUUCAUCGAAAACAAAGAAUAGUAAAGCUAUAAAAAUAUACCCUUGUAAAGAAAAUCAUCUGUUUUAUUCUUGUCUAGUAAAAAUCAUAAUUAUUAGUAUUUACAAUUGAAAGAGCUAUAUGGCAUGAAAACCUCUGCAAUAUGCAAUGUAGAAUUCCAAUUUCAAAAUUCAAAUGAUCAGGUUAUUGAUUUUACAUGAACCAUUUGUUUUCAUCAUGGUUUUGAUUUAUCCUAAAAAUUAUUUAAAUAGCGAGUUUCGUGAAAAUUUUACAAUAAUUUAAUUUUUCUUAUGUAAAUUGUACACCUUUUUCAUUUAUUCAUUUUUGAAUUUAUAUUUUAUAAAAAUUUGGAAAUGAUAGGUGCAGCUAUAUUUUCAACCGAUUCCAAUCACUUUAUGAUCUAAAUAUUGACCAAUUACUUUUUAAGGUUUUUAAUAGAUGGAUAAAAUAUUUGUGUUUCAUAGUCAUUGAUCUGGCGAAUUGAAGAUACAAAAUUUAAUGCAGUAAAAAAGGGGCCAAAUUUGAAAUUUAAAAAAUUGUUAGGAUUCGAGCCACAUUUUAUGUUUGUACAUAUAACUAUAAAGUAAUAAUUACUUGCUUAUGAUAAAUCUCGUAAACAUAUAUUUUAAAAUAUGAACAAGUGAGGUGUUCAGUUCAGUUUAAAAGACCUGUCAUCUCUAAUAAUCGAGUAAUUGCAAAUAUAUACUAAAACAUAUUAGUUAUUGUUACUUCUAUAAAAAGAAAUAUCGAAAUCGUUGUAAAAAUGAUUAUUUUCAGACACGCAUGCGAAUAUUAAUAGAUGUUAUAAUUAAUGACUCUAUGGUUAUUUCAAUGAAGUAAAUUUAAUGCUGCUUUAGAGAUUCGACAAUUUUUCAAAGAAAUGCAUCCAAAAUUUGUACCAACACCAGCAGCGCUAAAGAUUCUUUUCAAUUCUAGUAAAAAUCAAAAACGUAGCUAGUAUUUACCCUUUGCAUAUGGUGCAUUACCAUCUAUAGAUCAGACAAUUUUUAUGAAAAUAAACGAUCAACAUUUCUACCUUAUAAAAUAAUAUUUUUAUCAAAGCAUUCGAAAAAAAUAAGUCUUGCUCUCAAUGAUUUAACAGAAAAUCGGUUAAUCAAUGUUUUCCAUGGAAUGCAAACGUGCAGUUUUGUUAUAAAUAAAAUUGUACUUUUUCUAGUCAUUGUAAAACUGAUAACGAAAUAUCUGAGUGGAGCGUGGUCUCUAUGACUUUUCAUGAAUGUUAAUCAAAAAUUGAUUGUAACUCGAAAAUAUGUUAAACGAAAGUUUAUGAAUUAUGUUACAUUUUUUUGGGCACAAUCAUAUUGAAUGGCUUGUACAUAAUUCAAUAUUAGCUCUACGUAUAACAUUCAUAUUUUUGAUUAAAUCAAAUAAAACAUUGUUAUAGGUGAGAAUACUUUUAAUUAUAAUUUCGAUG
Trichogramma pretiosum is the source of this 6665-nucleotide messenger RNA. RefSeq names its product calcium/calmodulin-dependent 3',5'-cyclic nucleotide phosphodiesterase 1-like. Bases 689 to 2800 code for a protein of 703 amino acids. Gene Ontology annotation, molecular function: 3',5'-cyclic-AMP phosphodiesterase activity. Gene Ontology annotation, biological process: signal transduction. The transcript is spliced from 15 exons. The record is from RefSeq and is a predicted model, not a curated record. NCBI's taxonomy places the organism in Eukaryota, Metazoa, Arthropoda, Insecta, Hymenoptera, Trichogrammatidae.